Molecule: messenger RNA, 546 nt
Organism: Vigna umbellata (rice bean)
Lineage: Eukaryota; Viridiplantae; Streptophyta; Magnoliopsida; Fabales; Fabaceae
Source: RefSeq, a predicted model, not a curated record
AGCCCUGUUUACCUUUUUCGUUCUAUUCUCUGCUUCGAAUUUUUGCAGUCGAUUUGUAUAGUUUGUUUCUUUGCACAACCAAGACCACGUGUGCGUUCCUGGACUAGUAGUAGUACGAAUCAGAGAGAGGGUUCUUCUGUGCUGAUUAGGUUAAGCUGUAUGCAGCACAGUGAUAAUAACAUGGAAACCUCCAAACUCAGUAACAGUACUCAAAAUAUUCGAUGCCAUCACUGCGCAGGACCCCUUUCAAACCGCAUGGAAACCAGUCUCUGGACCGUUUCGCCUCUCAUCAGGGAUAGCUUCUCUAUGAUUGGUUCUGCCGUUGGCGGCACGGCGAGUGCAUUUUAUGGAUUCAAUCUUGGCACCCCCUGUGAUAGUUUUCUCUUCAGCAUGCGCAGGACUGACAGGUGGUGCUAUUCCUGCUGCGGCACAACUUCUUUCCUCCUCUUAUCAUGCAGCAUACUCAUCUCCUACCGUACCUCCGCCAUCAGAGAAUGAAAAUAUUCAAAAGUCAAUAAAAUGAGAUAAUUUGUUAGGCCUUGGAGG